AUGGCCGACAAGCGCAAAUUCGACGAAGACCACUCUACCUCCAAAAGGAGGGUCAUUGGGCCUGCACUACCAACUGCCAGUGAAAGUGACAGUGACAGGGAUAGCGACGAUGACUUCGGUCCAAGUUUACCUCCUCCUUCUGGCGCAACACCUAUGCCAGCACCUGAGGCUCCCAAGGUAGUUGAGUCAAAAGAAAGCCAACGCGAUCAGUGGAUGCUACAGCCCCCUGCCCAAUCUGACUGGGCUACCAAGAUUGAUCCAACGCAGCUACGGAAUCGCAAGUUCAAUUCGGGCAAGUCAGCCACGGCGCCAAAGAAGAUGGAUGCUUCGUGGGUGGAGACCCCGGAGGAGCGAAUGAAGCGGUUACAAGAUGCAGUCAUGGGCGUCGGUACCUCGGAACAGACUGGAAAGCAGACCCCUGCCACAAAUACAAAAAUGAUGGAAGACAAAAUCAAGAAGUACAGGGACGUGACAGGCAAAAACAGUCGCUUAGAAACAUCUGAGAGUCAAAAGGACGAAGAUGAUGAUCCAAGUGCUCGCGCUUUUGACCGAGAAAAGGAUAUGGCAAUAUCUUCCAAGAUAUCGAGUGCGCAGCGCCGGGAAAUGGUGCAGAAGGCUGGAGAUUACACCUCACGUUUCUCUAAGGGGAAUUUCCUAUGA
This is a messenger RNA of Penicillium antarcticum, 660 nucleotides long. Its product is annotated as GPALPP motifs-containing protein 1. The transcript is spliced from 2 exons. The record is from RefSeq and is a predicted model, not a curated record. Bases 1 to 660 code for a protein of 219 amino acids. Lineage: Eukaryota; Fungi; Ascomycota; Eurotiomycetes; Eurotiales; Aspergillaceae.